Akanthomyces muscarius is the source of this 1635-nucleotide messenger RNA. RefSeq lists its product as uncharacterized. Bases 1 to 1635 code for a protein of 544 amino acids. Gene Ontology annotation, molecular function: transmembrane transporter activity. NCBI's taxonomy places the organism in Eukaryota, Fungi, Ascomycota, Sordariomycetes, Hypocreales, Cordycipitaceae. The transcript has 7 exons. The record is from RefSeq and is a predicted model, not a curated record. Gene Ontology annotation, biological process: transmembrane transport.
AUGGAAAUCGAGUCCAUGGAGAAGUCGCGGCACCGCGACAACGAAAAUCAGCCGAAUGAUGAUGCUGAUCAGGAGCUCGAAUAUCCAAAGGGAUUGAAACUCGUCCUGAUCUUCACAGCUCUUUGCCUUACCAAUUUUCUUGUCGCUUUAGACCAAACUAUCAUUGCGACGGCUAUUCCAACAAUCACAUCGCAGUUUCACAGCAUUGAAGAUAUUGGAUGGUACGGAAGCGCAUACCUCCUCACCACGUGCAGCUUUCAGCUCUUCUUUGGCAAGCUGUACACGCUGCUGUCCAUUAAAUGGACCUUUGUGGCUGCUGUUCUGAUUUUUGAAGUGGGAUCUGCAAUAUGUGGUGCAAGCCCUAAUUCGAUCGCCUUGAUUGUCGGACGCGCAAUUGCGGGCAUAGGGGGGUCUGGCGUUUUUUCCGGAGCGCUCAUCAUCAUUGCAAAGUCAGUUCCGUUGGCCAAGAGACCUGCGUUCACAGGCAUACUUGGAGCCGUAUGGGGCGUAGCGAGCGUGGUUGGGCCUCUGCUAGGAGGUGCAUUUACAAGUCACGUCUCAUGGCGAUGGUGUUUCUACAUCAAUUUACCAAUUGGGGUGGUAGCCAUUCCAUGCAUCAUAUUCUUUCUCUCAUCAUCUCGAUCACAACACGCGAAAGCCGGUGGAUGGGCAUCUGUCAUACAACAGUUUGACCCUAUCGGGACUGUUUUAUUUGUCGUCAGUAUCAUUUGUUUGUUGAUUGCACUACAAUGGGGAGGUAGCAAAUAUCCAUGGAGCGAUGGUCGUGUGAUUGCUUUGCUUACUGUGUUUGGCAUAUCGAGCAUCGCUUGGGCAUUUACUCAGUGGAAGAUGGGCGAGAACGCAACAGUACCCCUUCGUAUUGCACGACAGCGCUCCGUAGCCUUUUCGACAUUUUACAUCUUUACAGCUAGCGCAGCGUUUGUGAUACCAAUUUAUUAUUUGCCUAUUUGGUUUCAGGGCAUUAAAGGCGACUCCGCCUCACAGUCCGGUAUCCACAACCUGCCCUUACUCCUCAGCGUCGUUGUAUUCGCUAUCGCUGGUGGAAUAGGCGUCACAAUCGUGGGGUACUACACGCCGUUCAUGGUAGUAGGCGCCAUUGUUAUGUCGAUCGGAGCUGGACUUCUCUUGUUGUUCCGAGUCAAUAUUCCUAUCUCCAUGUGGCUUGGUUUCCAGAUUGUAUUUGGUGCUGGCGCUGGUCUUGGCCUGGAGCUUCCAAAUAUUGCCGUGCAAACGGUCUUGCCCAAGAAAGAUGUUGCUAUUGGCACAUCCCUCGUUGUUCUUGCUCGCUCUUUGGGUGGUGCUAUCUUCAUUUCCGCUGCACAGAAUGUUUUCAACGAGCACAUCAUUUCUGGCAUGCGAGGGAGAGUCCCCGAGAUUGAUUACUCGGUGGUCCUGAAUUCCGGCGCCACAGAGCUUCAAAAAACGAUCAAGGACGUCGCUCCUGGCCAAGCAAACAUUCUUUCCCGAGUCUUGAAUGUGUACAAUGACGCUAUUGUGCAGACAUGCAUCGUUGCAUUGGCGCUCGCGUGCGUUUCUAUCCUGGGUGCAGUCGGUGUCGAGUGGCGAACUGUCAAGAAAAAGUCCAAGACGCCGAAAUUUGACAAUAUUGGUUGA